Molecule: messenger RNA, 1044 nt
Organism: Aureobasidium musti
Lineage: Eukaryota; Fungi; Ascomycota; Dothideomycetes; Dothideales; Saccotheciaceae
Source: the annotation of a GenBank genome assembly
AUGUACUUCAACUCUAUCGCUCUCACCACCGCCUUGCUGGCAGGAUCCAGCAUGGCCGAAAUCGUCUGGGAUGGUCGCUUCACCGACAAGUCUGCCGCAGAAAUCGGUGACUGGUCAUGGAACAACCAGGUUGGCGCCUACCAAUACUACAUCCACGGAUCUGGUGCGACCGCCGACUACAUCAAUAUCAGCCCUGACUAUGCCAACCUUGCCGACUCCUCAUCCUCGGAUGGUGCCCGCAUUACCGUCGAUGGUACCUCCUCAUGGAACGGCCAGACCAUGAUGCGUACCGAGCUCAUUCNNCCUUCCACCAAGGCCGCUAUCAACAAGGGCAAGAAAUACUACCACUUCAGUCUCAAGCGUGGCACCGAGAAUGCUCCCGACACCACUGCCGAGCACCAAAUCGGCUUCUUCGAGUCCCACUUCACCGAACUCAAGUACGGUCUUGAUGGCAGCGACGGAAAGCUGCAGUGGAUGGCCGAUGGCAAGGCUCAAUUCGACAUGGACUUCGAAGCUGAUGUUUGGCACAAUGUCGCCUAUGGUAUUGACUUCGAUGCCAGCACCGUUGAGUUCUAUCACUCCACUGGCGCUGAUAAGUUGGUGUCCAAGGCUGGUCCUAUGAAGGCCUCUGUCAGCUCCAACGGUGCUGAUUGGCACGUUGGUGUGCUCAAGUUCUCCAAGACCAAGGAGGAUUGGUUCUUCAGCAGCGUCUACAUCGAAGACGGCGAGUUGACUACUUCGAUCUCUGCUUCUGGUGGUGAUGCCCCUGCUAAGGCUUCCUCUGCUCCUGCUGCCUCUUCUGCCACUGCCGUCUCUUCCAAGGCUCCUAUCGUCGCACCAACAACCCAGGCCACCUCUUCCAAGGCUUCUUCUUCUGCUGCCACCACUAUCAAGAGCUCCGCUAGCGCUGUACCCACUACUUUGCAGACGAUGACUAAGCCCACCUCGAGCGUCGCCUCAGUCGUCUCUUCGACCGCUACUGCCGAGACUGCUCUCCCUACAACUGAUGACGCUGGCUGCACUAUCGAGUAUGUCUACGUUUGA